AGGGUGAACCGGGAGAUGGCGACACGGCAGCAAGUGGACCUCCGGCCCCAGUUAAAGCCUCAGAAGAAGAAGCAGCUGAACGGAUCCGAUCAUCUGUCCGCUGCUCCGGGCUCUGCACCAUGUCCUCCGCUCACUCUGCACACCUCGGCCGGGUGCUGUGCAUCAUCACCGGGGCCUCCAGAGGCUUCGGCCGGACUGUAGCCAGGGAGGUGUCCGGGUUGGUGAAGCCCGGCUCGGUGCUCGUCCUGGCGGCCCGCUCCGGGGACGACCUGCGGAGUCUGCAGGCGGAACUGACCGAGUCGGAGGCGGGCAGAGCGGGUCUGAGAGUGGAGAGUGUGGUGGCAGACAUGGCUCAGAUGGAGGGGAUAGAAAAGGUCGUCAGAUCAUCUGAAGAAGCCUUUUCUGAGCACAUAGACCACCUGAUACUGGUCAACAACGCCGCCUCUCUGGGUGAUGUGUCCCGCUCUGUUAAAACUUUCACUGACAUGGCUGAAGUGGACUCCUACUUGUCCCUGAACGUCAGCUCCUCCAUGUGCCUGACCGCCAGGGUGCUGCAGUCCUUUCCACAACGUCCAGGUCUGCGCCGCACCAUAGUUAAUGUCACCUCGCUGUGCGCCUUGCAACCUUUCCGUUCCUGGGUGCUGUACUGCACUGGCAAGGCUGCCCGAGAGAUGAUGUUCAGGGUGCUGGCGGAAGAGGAGCCAGACCUCCGGGUGCUAAACUACUCUCCAGGGCCUCUGGACACAGCCAUGCAAGUGGAGGCCAGAACGAGAACAGCCGAUGACAGCAUCAGGAAGUCUUUUGUCGACAUGUUUGAUCAGGGCCAACUGCUCACCUGUGAGGCGUCCUGUGCCAAGCUGAUGAAGCUGCUGCUGGAGGACAACUACACAUCAGGAGCUCACAUCGACGUCUACGAUGUGUAAACUAUGCACGGGUACUAUCAUACAUCGAGCUUUUAGGUACAUUGUUUAUAUGAGGCCUUGAUUUUAAUUGAAACUCCACUAAUUCAUACAUUUUAAUGGAUAGAGUGGAAAGUUAGUAGCUGACUAAAACUGUGCUCUCACUCUUGUAGAAUGUAGACUGUAGCCUUCUACUGAUAAACUGACCAACCUAGCACGAUCAAAAUUACAUUCCAAUCAUAGAGGCAACUUAUUAUUUUUUUUUCAGGGCCAAUAUGAUUGUUCAUGAUUAAGGAGACCAAUAACCAAUAUUUGGAGCUGAUGUAUAUUUGCAGUUAAACUGAAAAUUUUGCUGUUUAAGUUUAGAAUAACACAAACAUAUUUUUAAUUAAAAUAGAACUUUUAAGUACAACGUUGAUCCUUUAUCCAAAACCGUUACAUGUGAUGUAUAAACAAUCAGAUAUGCUGACAAUGCAACAUAUGCACUGUGAAAAUACGCAAUUCGGUAGAAGGAAGUGGAUGCCUCAGAGCCAAAGUAGCACAUUUUAACUUAUUCCAAUCCAGGACAACUUAAAAAAUAACAAGAUGAAUUAUUAGCCAAACCGAUUGUCAGUCAAUCCCUCUUGAAACCAUUUGUGAAUGAAAGUUUGUUCACUGUAUAACCACAGACCUAUAUAACUGUAGACUUCUUGUUUUCCCAUGUAGCAUGGCAAGUAUGGGGCCAUGUAUGAGUGUUAUUUUUUAAAUCAUAGAAUCAACUGGAGAAGGGUGGUUCUUCCUGAGGACACUAAUGCUAGCAUGCCAUUUGAAUAACUCUGUCCCUUGCUUAUGAACAUCUUUCAAACAGCAUUUAGUUUCCCUGUCCUACAGCUGCAACAGCUUUGCUAUUUUUGCCUUAAUUAGACGGUAGAGCUGCAGACAGGAAAUAGAGGGAGAGAACAAGGGUUAGGCAUGCAGCAAAGACCCAAGGCAAGAAACAUUACCACUGGACCAUCAUGAACACUUGAAGGCAUUUUUGAGAUGUCAAAACUGUAAAACAAAAAGUAGAAUAUAAAUGUAAAUGAAAAAAACAGAAAAAAUACAUAAGAAACCACAACUACAAGUGAAAAUUAUAUUGUAAACUAAAACUGAGGAAUGGCAGUGUUCCAAGCAGAGUUUCGCGGACUAGAAAAGUAGUAGCAGAGUUUGACUUUGAAAGCAGACAUGUAGACAUAUCUGUUCACUUCAGUGUAGUUGUAUUCAGAACUUCCUACAGAAUUCGUGCAUCAUUAAUGGAAAGUAUGUACAAAUCGUAGCACCUCCAACGACAACUUUGGUUACAACUCUUUUAAUGAUGAAUUACAAAGAUGUGGAUGAUGGCGAGUCUCUUCCUACAGUCUCUCCUCGUGACAAUUAUAUGUUUUAAACACAAUUUGCUUUCUUGGCACAUAUGCAGUUGGCACGCUUUGAGUCCAUGCAGACCCUUGUGGACUUGGGUGGAUGGUAAAAAAUUAUGUCAUGUGUAGCUUUGAGGGGACACAGACAUCAAAAGCAUGAAUUGGCCUUAAUAGCAACAACUAUGUGCUCUUGUAUGUGUCUGGAAGGGUAUCAUCAAACUUUAAGCUUCCCUUGUGUUUAGAUAUUCAGGUAAUGUUGUCAGUGUGAUAUAUUUAUUGCUGUCCUGAACCUUUUGUGUCUUAAGUAUGGAACUUGUAACAUCCAGGUGCCUUAUUUGUGAUAUCUGUUAAUUACAUUAAGUAUUUUCUGAAUACUUAGAUGCAGGACCAGGGGUUGAUGCUACAAUAAUGCUAAUCCUGACAAUUACAGCAUGACAUGAAAAAGUGUUUCACAUCUUCUUUUCCACUCAUUUAUUUCUCCACACAUUCCUCAAUGUAUGAUUCACUGUUUUUAUAUAAAUGUUUAAUGAGAUGCAUGGCUUUGUAAGUACUUACCUCAGGCUGUUAUCCAAAUCACUUUUGUAAACUUGAUGCUGCCUAUGAUUUACAGAAAUGAAUAAUUGAAAUUAUAAUUGUUUUUUAUUUCUUCUUUCUUGUCUAUUUUGAAUAUUUUUUUUCAUAUAUGCCUUUUGUCUGCCCUCCACCUCAGCCACUAGUUAACUGGCAGUGUUCCCUCUUUUCCCUCUUACCUUUCUCCUUUCACCUGUGGGCGUGAGAGAUGUGUGUGUCCUUCCUCUAAUUCCCAGCAAGGGUCGCCAUCACCCCAUUUACGUUAAUUCCUGCUCAGUGUUGUGUGAACCUGUUGAAUAAACUGUUGAACUUUUA
Messenger RNA from Amphiprion ocellaris (clown anemonefish), 3160 nucleotides. It is a transcript of the gene spra, whose product is annotated as sepiapterin reductase a. The record is from RefSeq and is a predicted model, not a curated record. Bases 120 to 923 code for a protein of 267 amino acids. The transcript is spliced from 3 exons. Gene Ontology annotation, biological process: tetrahydrobiopterin biosynthetic process. Lineage: Eukaryota; Metazoa; Chordata; Actinopteri; Pomacentridae. Gene Ontology annotation, molecular function: sepiapterin reductase (NADP+) activity.